UGCUUCUAAACGAAAACAUUUUCACCAUGUGGGAAGUGUUGAUUCCGAAUCGAAUUCGUUCAUAAUUCACUAACUAAUUUAAAAUAGUGCUAUAUUCAGUUGCAUAGUAAUUAAACUCUUGGCGUUAUAACGGCUCCCUCCCGGACUGCUCGGUAGGUGGUGUUUUGCGCGCUGAACAUGGAGGAAGUGAUAAAGUUACCCGACACAAAUGAGAAACCCUCAACCAAAAAGAGGACCCUGGUACUCAAAUAUGAUCCCGAAAAAGAAGAAAUAAAGCGGCGGAAAAAUGUGAAGACGCUGAAGGUUUUGGGACAGAAGGACCCGUCGGUCAAACAGUUAGAAGAUCUCGUCUUCGGGGCAGAGGACGAGCUGGUGGAGCGACUCGUGGAGGAUGGACAAAGUGGAACCCAGUUGGACGACGAUACCGACCAUCAUGACUCUGGAGAAUCAGAAGGGGAGAGUGAGGCCCACCUUCAGGUCCCAUCAUCCAGUAAACCUGCCUGGGAGGAUGAGGAUGAUGAGAUUGAGGAAGAGGUGGACAUGACCCAUCGUUACCGCAGAAAUCUGAUGAAAGGAGAUAAGGAGAUGACAAUGACUAAACAGAAGUUACAAAAGAGGAUGAAGGAGCAGUUUCAGAAGUCCAUGGGAGGCACUCCAUCCUGGGCUGAAACCAAAGUCAAGAAGAAGAAGAACAAGAGGAAAGUGGAAAAGGAUGAUAAUGAUGAGGAGGAUGAAGAUGAUGAAGAUGAUGACCUUCUGAGGAAGACGGGGAAUUUUGUGUCCUCGUCUGCCAGCCUGCCUGCAGGGAUCCUGGAGAUGAAAAAGUGCAGCCAUGCCAACUGCGAUCGUACGUCAACUAAAAGGCUGACGACAGUCCAGUUCCACCCUUCGGCACAGGUCAUCAUGACAGCAGGCCACGACAGGUCAAUCUCCCUCUUCCAGGUAGAUGGGAAGACCAACCCAAAGAUCCAGAGCAUCAAUCUUGAGCGCUUCCCGGUCCACAAAGCCCAGUUCACAGCUGACGGGGAGAAGGUGGUGGCCACCAGCAUGAAGAACAAGAUGUUCUACCUGUAUGAUAUGAUGGAGGGACGUGUGGUGCCUGUGCACUCGGUCCGAGGCCUGAAUGAGCCCCGGGUGAAGGACUUCUACGUCGCCCCACAAGGAGAAACUUUGCUGCUCACCGGAAACAACGGAUAUCUGCAUGUCAUGACGCUCAAAACUAGGGAGGUGGUGCGCAGUAUGAAAAUCAACGGUAAAGUUGCAGGAGUGGCCUUUUCUCAUGACGGCAGCAAGAUCUUCACUAACUCUGAGGAAGGAGAGGUGUAUGUGUGGGACAUGCGGAGCAGCCGAUGUGUGAACCGUUUUGCAGAUGACGGUUGUGUGAGAGGAAUUUCCAUCGCUGCUUCAAGAAACGGACAGUAUUUGGCCUGCGGCUCUGAGUCAGGGGUAGUCAACAUGUACUCCCAGGAUGCAUGUCUUAAUUCAGAUAAUCCCAAGCCUCUUAAAGCGUUGAUGAACCUCCUGACCUCGGCGACCUCCCUGUCUUUUAACCCCUCCUCUGAGAUCCUGGCCAUUGCGUCCAGGGUGACAGACGACGCUCUGCGAUUGGUCCACCUGCCCAGCCUGACAGUGUUCUCCAACUUCCCAAUAUUCAAAAGGAAAAUAAUUUUCCGGACUACCUGCUUCGACUUCUCCCCUAACAGUGGCUUCUUCUCAUUGGCCAACAACAAUGGUGGAGCCCCCCUGUUCAGGCUGCUGCACUACAAGGACUUCUGAAGAGGAACGUUGGCUGCACCCACACCACAACAGGAAGUCUGGUUUUCUAAGUCUUUGUGGUACACGUUCACAUUUUCUUUCACAGUUCACAACUGAGCAGUUUUUAUUUUCACAUCCUUUACACAGCCAUAACAAUGUGACUGUUCCUGCGUAGCUGGAUGGGUAGAACAUAACGGCACCACUGCCUGGGUUUUAAAGGGGUUACUUAUGCUAGAACAAUAUGUCCUCAUGGCAUUUAUAAGAUGCUCGAGUAAAAAGAAAAUUCACCUAAGUGUUGAAACCUUUGAAAGUCCUGAUCUUGGCCACAAAGAAUUAGAAAACAGAUGGUGGGUGAUAGUGCAACCUAAUGGAGCUCACCAAAUGGACUGGGCAAAAAAAAACAAAAAAACCACCACCGCUUUUCACAAGGAGAUUCUUCGGGAGACAUAAAUAACGCAUGGUGGUUUGGACAACAGAUGGCUGACCUCAUGGAUGAGGAGGAAAGUUUCAGAAGACGACACCUGUACCCACCAGUUUCUUUUCCAUUUUUAUCAAGUGCUUGUAUAUACGUAUGUACUACAUGUACCUCUACAAUGACGCUUGAAUAAUGAUUUGUACUUAAAAAUCAACUGAGAGA
Messenger RNA from Lampris incognitus (smalleye Pacific opah), 2392 nucleotides. It is a transcript of the gene utp18, whose product is annotated as UTP18 small subunit processome component. Gene Ontology annotation, molecular function: protein binding. The record is from RefSeq and is a predicted model, not a curated record. NCBI's taxonomy places the organism in Eukaryota, Metazoa, Chordata, Actinopteri, Lampriformes, Lampridae. The transcript is spliced from 13 exons. Gene Ontology annotation, cellular component: Pwp2p-containing subcomplex of 90S preribosome; small-subunit processome. Bases 178 to 1776 code for a protein of 532 amino acids. Gene Ontology annotation, biological process: rRNA processing.